CCAGAGUGCUGCGCAUCAUGACCAUGAUGCGAAUGCGAAGCACAAGAGGGAAGGGAGUACGGGUCGCAGAGCACGAUGAGUCUGCAAGGAGUCUAAAUCGAGGAUGCAACCAAAGCAGCGCAUCGAGUGGCACGAGCUGAGGAUCACCAAGUCAACCAGAAGAGUAGACAGGGAAUACUUCAAGAAGGGGAGGAUUCGUUUAUCGCCAAUAAACAAUGCAACUCCGGCUCUGUGGUUCUAGAUUCGGUGCCUUGUCUGCCGUGGUGGCUUCCUCUGGGCCCCGCCUCGUCCCUUUGUCUCACCUUAUAAUAAGGGCUCCCCUACUUCACUGUCACCCGCCUCAGCCUCUCGUGUCUAGCUCAAUAUUCCUUUCUUGCCUUGCCCUUCUCUCCCUUCUUCCUUUCCUGGGAUCGAGUGGACUACCCCUUUCCCAGCACAGGUUUCACCCCUUCGAUCGGCAUCCGAGGUUCGCCGUGGACAACGUCGGACGAGGUUUUUUUCUGCCAUGAGUUUUGUAGACGCCUUGCAAUUCAAGCAGACUCUAUUAUGCGGCUGCCGCGGACACUACGUGGUUUGUUGUGCUUCAGUCUGGUUGGAUUGUAGGCCUCCGCAAAACUUCAUGACCAUCGCAACUACUGGCUCACGUCGAAGAUAUUAUCUUAAGUCGUGGUCUUCGAAAAGCCUUUGCAUAACAAUCCCGCAUGAUCAUUUAUGUUUCAUCGAUUGCGUCGCAUAUUUCUCUGCUGAAGAAGUUCGGUAAGUCUAGAUUGAAUGACGUAAGAACGAAUUUGGCGUGAGCGUGGAGUUGAAGCUGUUAUGUGGUUACGAUUGGCUCCGUCCAUCCUGCACAUGUUAUGAAAAAUUUGAGAAGCAAAUCGAGGGAGGGCUUUCUCCAUCCGCCGACAGGUUCUUGCGCGAUGAAACUCACCCUCUCCUCCCUUGUCUUGUUGUCAACCGCAUGCUUGAAACCUUCCAAUAUAUGUAUUCCCUCAAAGUUUCGUCGCGUCCGAUGCUCUGUCAUACUCCUGAUCAUUGCAGCACAUGAUUUAUCGGAGAAAGCAUCUGCUGUCUCGAAAUAUUGCACCAGGCUAAUCGAACUCUGAAGUUAGGCGUGUAGGUACCUUAAAUUAGCUGAAUUUUGUAGACAGAUCAUGCCUCGACAUCACCAUGUGGUCUCUCAGGGUUGCUGCCGAAUUAAUACCUAUACGUAAUAAAUCUAAGCAUAAUUUAAGCGACUACUGUUCCGGAGGUCAUUGCUCACAAAAUAUUCUGUCAGAGGCAUUAAUUUCUUCUUCAUUUUUGUAAAGGUUAAGGAUUCUGCGUAUAUCGACAGAGUAGCUUUAUUAUCUAUUGUUGUCUGAAUGACCCUCAAUGGAGUUUUUCUUCGGGUUAUCGUUCCAACGUACCCACGCCAAGUUGAAGUGAGCAAAACGCAAUUAUUAAUCAACUUUCGGUAAUUGAGUGCCGUACUUGAGCAGAAUCAAUACAGCUCGUACAGGAGCAUAAUAAUGUGCACGAGAUAAACCUCGUCCAAUACACUGAACGAACUAGUUGUGAUGUAAUUGUGUUACAUCUCUAUUCAAAUCCACAUUCGUUAAGUUUUUGCUAAUCUCAGAACUUAUCUUACUUCUGAAGUAUGCAGAUUCUGUUAUCUCAUACGCGCUGACAACCAGGCUGUUGGCAUAUCAUGACAUUCCAUAGAAGGAAUUGCACAGAAGUUGAUUCACAUGAUGCUGUUGAUUCCAACUCUUGAAGAGGACUAAUGAUAGGUAAGACGUUCAGUGUGGAGCACGUUGAUCUGGUCCGACGCUCGUCGUUGCAAUUUAACUACACCUGGAGGUGUACGGUCAGGUUCUUCAAGGAACUCACCAUCCAUAACCACCCUGGCUGUGUGUUGCUGGUAACAGCUGACCUAGCAACUUGGAAACAACAAACACGUUAGGUACUACUUGCGAACCCGUUGAUGUCUUUUACCAUUAUUUAGUUGGUUUGAGCGAGAUUUCAUCAUUCAGAACCAAUCCUUAACAGUUAAGACAGUAACCUAUAUAGGGAUUGAAUCGACUCCACCUCGAGAUGUAACGCUUCGGGGCUGCUUCACCCGCACAUGUUACUUCACUUUCACUCGAACGCAGUUAGAUUGUGAUAUACCAACCGUUAGAGGAAGGUUGUUUCAUUCAGGCUAACCAGGUGGAGCUUCUCUAUCUUUAUGGAAGUCUCAGGAACUAUUGAAUGCUUAGCUAGCAUAUGCAUGGCGCGUGUACAUUGAACCAUCUUCCAACGACUUUCCGAUCUUCAUUGCACCUUUUGGACGCCAAGAUGCCUACUCAGUGCAACUUCAUACUCUUGUCACCGAAGUUGCCGCCAGUUUCCUCCAGGCCAUUAGCUUCUUCAGUUUCGCCGGCUUGAAUGUUGCAACCACCAAAUAUGACUCUGGACGUGGUGGAGUUGUUUUAUAUUCAGGAUAAAAAUACAAGUUGGAAACGUCAGUUCAGAUACAUCUUUCUGCUGUUUCGAAGGCGAGAUCGUAAAACUUCGGAAUACAACUGGUUACACUUGAAGUCGUGCAGCUCAACCAACAGUAGGCAUGUCUUUCUUGCCACGAAUUGAGUUCUUGUUGAUAUUUUCUGAUGAGUCCACAAAAUAAGCUUGCCUUCAUUCAAUGUUGAACGCUGGGCAAACAAUAUGAGAUAGUCCUCCGAAUAGAUAGCAUAAUAGAUGUGAAUUGCUCGUUGAAUGCAUCAAUAUCAGACGGACGAAAACGAAGACGAAGAUAAUAUGCUGGAAACAAACUAACCGAAUCUUUCACAUGAAGUUUCUCAUCGUGUUAAGGAACGGCUGAAUUGCAAUCCCCCUACAGAAAUUCACUGUCAGAUUACAGGCCAAACCCUUCUAGUACAUCAAACUGCAGACAAGCAAAAAAGGAACAACGGAACAACAGCAAAACUGUAUGAAUUCCCUGAGAUGUCGAAAAAUGAGGAGCCUCUGGAGCUCAUCUUUAACAAGAAGAAAAAAACUGACAGACACAACUCCACAACUCCCUCGAUUGAAAUACGGAAUUUUCCGAACAAUAUGAAUGAUUACAAGGUGGCAUGGCGGGGCUCCGACGAAGAAAUUGACAAGUCUCAGCGAGUUCCGUUAACUGAAACGACUGCUCCUCUUGUGGCCCUUUGGAUUCCACCAGAGUUUUUGGAGCACUCGUUUCCAAACUCUAAGACGUUCAUUAAGUCUGCAAUGGAACUGAAGAAUGAGGUUGUGCAAGCAACAUGGAUUAGGAAUGGUCCAAGAGUGAAAGAUCCAACCAUGUACACUGGGGUCCUCGGAACGGCCUUUCUAUGCUUCAAAGCGUACCUCGCCACUGGAAGUCCACAAGAUCUUGCGCUCUUCACCGAAAUUGUGGAUUCCUGUUGCGCGGCUGCUCCGACUCACCCAGACAACGUCACAUUUUUGCGAGGGCAGGCUGGAAUCUAUGCCAUGGGAGCGGUUGCUGCGAAAAUCGGCGAUGACAAGACUCGUCGUGAUUUCUUCUUGGAUCAUUUCAAGCGGAUUGGUGGCCGAAGAGUGUUAUCCAUGGGCCCUGUUGAUGAAGGAUCCAGCCUGCCAUGUGAGCUCCUCAACGGACGUGUCGGAUUUUUGUAUGCUGCACUUUUCAUUAACAAAUACAUCAGCGAGGAAAUGGUUCUGUGGAGUAUGACGGGACCUGUGGUUGACGCAGUACUGGCUUCGGGGCGUGCUCAUGCCACACCCGAAUGUCCUCUAAUGUAUCCAUGGAAGUCGCGCAGAUACUUUGGUGCAUCUCAUGGGCUGGCAGGUAUUAUCCAAAUUCUCCUGCACUUUCCUUUGACGGAGCAAGAUAAUAAGGACAUCAAAGGUACGCUACACUACAUUGUGAAGAAGCGGUAUUCCCGCGGUAAUUACAGGGUCAGUGUAGAGGACGAAAGGGGCGACCGACUCGUACACUGGUGCCAAGGAGCACCUGGAAUCACGAUGACGCUCUGCAAAGCACUAGAGGUGUUUCCCGUGGACAAUUGCUUGGGGGAGGCGGCAGAGGCAGCGGCGGAUGUGGUGUGGGAGAGGGGACUGUUGAGAAGGCUGGGAAUCUGCCACGGCGUCAGUGGCAACACCUACGUGUUUCUGGCGAUGUACAGGAGCAUCGGAGGGAAGAAGCACCUGUUCCGCGCUCGUCAGUUCGCAGGAUGGCUGCACAAACACGCGAAGCGACUGCUGUCGACUGGGGAGAUGCACGGCGGAGACCAUCGCCACUCGCUGUUUGAAGGUCUUGCGGGCACCGCGUGCUCCUGAAGGAAAGUUGAGCAACACAACGUGCUCAAAUACAGUCGAAGAGGCGUACAAAAAAUGCAUUUGAAAAAGUGUAUACAGUGGCUCCAGGUAUUUGAUUUAUCUUUUCAUGACAUAUCUGAAGAAACUAACACACUUCACAAAUUCUCAAUGUCUUGUACAUGAGACCAUAUGCUCUGAUAGUCAACGUUUUAUCAAAACAAAUCUUCAUGUAAUAAUACUACAGUUAAGAGGAGAUAGUGAAACUGGAAUAUAUUUUUAAAAUAUCAUACAUCUAAAUGUUGUUUGUCCAUCUUAUUUUAAGUUCUACCAACUUCAAUAAAUAAAAAUAAAAAUAAAAAAUAAAUUAGUGCGAUAAAAUAAUCAAAUAUAUAUAUAUAUAUAUAUAUAAAGUUGCUAAAGCAACACCUUCAUAUUA
Physcomitrium patens is the source of this 4714-nucleotide messenger RNA. Its product is annotated as lanC-like protein GCL2. Gene Ontology annotation, cellular component: plasma membrane. Gene Ontology annotation, biological process: carbohydrate metabolic process; peptide modification. The record is from RefSeq and is a predicted model, not a curated record. Lineage: Eukaryota; Viridiplantae; Streptophyta; Bryopsida; Funariales; Funariaceae.